This is a messenger RNA of Acanthisitta chloris (rifleman), 1606 nucleotides long. RefSeq names its product STAM binding protein-like 1 (gene STAMBPL1). The record is from RefSeq and is a predicted model, not a curated record. Gene Ontology annotation, molecular function: metal-dependent deubiquitinase activity; protein binding; K63-linked deubiquitinase activity. Gene Ontology annotation, biological process: protein K63-linked deubiquitination. The transcript has 10 exons. Gene Ontology annotation, cellular component: membrane; endosome. The coding region runs from base 1 to 1362 and encodes 453 amino acids. Lineage: Eukaryota; Metazoa; Chordata; Aves; Passeriformes; Acanthisittidae.
AUGGAGACUUUAGAGGAAAAGAGCAACCUCCUUGGUUUGCAGGCAGACAACAACAUGGAACAACCAUUCACUGUCAGCUCAUUGAAAAAGCUAGUGGCUAUUCCUGACCACACAGACAUCUCAGUGACUCCAGAAGAGAGAGUACGUGCCUUAAGCAAACUUGGCAGCAAUAUCACAAUCAAUGAAGAUAUCACUCCACGCCGUUACUUCAGAUCCGGAGUAGAGAUGGAGCGAAUGGCAUCAGUGUACAUGGAGGAAGGAAACCUGGAGAAUGCUUUUGUUUUUUAUAAUAAGUUCAUAACGUUGUUUGUAGAAAAGCUGCCCAAUCACCGAGACUAUCACCAAUGUGCAGUACCAGAAAAGCAAGAUAUCAUUAAGAAACUGAAGGAGGUUGCAUUUCCACGGACAGAUGAAUUGAAAAGAGAUCUUUUAAAAAAAUAUAACUUAGAAUAUCAAGAAUACAUGCAAAACAAAAACAAACGUAAAACUGAAAUUCUGAAGAAAUUAGAGCAUCAAAAGCUAAUAGAGGCAGAGAAGAAACGAAUUGCACAUAUGCGGCAACAGCAGCUUGAAUCAGAACAGUUUCAAUUCUUCGAGGAUCAACUUAAGAAGCAAGAACUAGCUCGAGAUCAGAAAAUCAAAGAGAGUUUGGUUAUGUCUGAACAGAUAGAUGGAAGUAUGCUAUCUUGUAUUUCUGUACCGGAGAACAGUUCCUUAUCUGCUGCACUGCUUGAGCAAAAAGAGAGGAGCAGCACAUCUGGCUGUGUGGGACAUUCGCCUCCAGUAAACCGAGUCUUAACACCGGCGGCAACUUUAAGUGCUGUGCAGACUCAAUUGGCUGAAGCACUCAGAGGUGUCAUUUUGCCCAGGGAUCUCUGUCACAAAUUUCUGCUGCUAGCAGAGGCAAAUACAGUAAGAGGAAUAGAGACAUGUGGAAUUCUCUGUGGAAAACUGACACAUAAUGAAUUUACUAUUACACAUGUAAUAGUGCCAAAGCAAACUUCAGGACCAGACUACUGUGACAUGGAGAAUGUGGAAGAAUUGUUUGGCAUUCAGGAUCAGUAUGAUCUCCUCACUUUGGGAUGGAUCCAUACACAUCCAACACAAACUGCAUUCUUAUCCAGUGUUGAUCUUCAUACUCAUUGUUCUUAUCAGCUAAUGUUGCCAGAGGCCAUUGCAAUUGUUUGUUCCCCAAAGCAUAAUGACACUGGCAUCUUCAGACUUACUAAUGCUGGUAUGCUAGAAGUUUCUGCUUGUAAAAAGAAGGGUUUCCACCCACAUACAAAGGACCCGAGGUUAUUUAAUCCAUGUACCCAUGUGGUUGGGAAAGACAUAAAGAUAAUUGUGCUGGAUCUGAGGUGAUACGGAUGGAUGAUAGCGAUGUUACUCUACAAAAGGCCAAACCAGAAAAGUGGAUUCCUGUUUUUCCUACAUUUUCAGAAAAUUACUUUUAUAUUUAUACAUUUUAGAUCGAAUGGUUUGAUAUUUAUUGCUCUAGCCUGUUUUGAAGUUUUGUUGCUCUGUCAAGAUGGAGUUCAGUGGCAUUACCCCUGAAUCUGUAAACAAAUCUCACCUAUAAAAUACAACAAUAAAAAGAACUUCAAAC